GAUUUGCAGUGAGUGGCAUGUUUCAGAGCGUCUAGCUCUCUGACCAGCUUCUGUAUGUACUUGCAUGGACAGGACACGAUCUGAACCACUAUCGCAGACCACACUUGCAUCAAAAGCGCAUGGAAAGACUCUGAACACUGCAUUUGUGCCGUCAUGAGUCACAGAGCAACAUCAUCUCCCUGAUUGAUGGGUGUCAGAAAUCAAUCCAAAAUAACUUAAGGAAAGAAUGACAGAAUGAAAGAAAGAAAAAAAGAGCAUCUCAACAGACAGUACCCUUAGUCAUCUCUGUGUUGUAAUCAUGGAUUCCAUCUUCUGUCUCAUCGCCCCUCCCUCCCUUUACCUCCCGAGUGGCGCAGCGGUCUAAGGCACUGCAUUUCAUUGCAAGAGGCGUCCCUACAGACCCUGGUUUGAUUCUAGGCUGUAUCACAGUCGGCUGUGAUUGAGAGUCCCAUAGGGCGGCGUACAAUUGGCCCAGGCUCGUCCAGGUUAGGGUUUUGCCGGGGUAGACCAUCAUUGUAAAUAAGAACUUGUUCUUAACUGACUUGCCUAGUUAAGUAAAGGUUAAAAAAAAAAUUCCCUCUCCUCCUUUUCUAUUGAAAGACAGGCUGAGGCUCCACUGGGGGGAAAGGAAAGAGACCAAGACCCAAGAGAUACACUGACAGACAAGAAGAGAGAUAGCCUCAGUGGUCCCUAACUCUCUAACAGUAAGGGUAGCAGAGGAGACAUACAAGAGGCAGUGUGUUCAGGAGAGCCAAGGGCAUUUGGGCUGCGUUACCCCUUUAGCCCGCUAGUGGGCGCCCUCCUCUCUCAUAUCAGGCCUGGAGGGACAUGGCCAUCUGAAAGACUCCUCUCUCUACCACCUUCCACCACUCCCUCUAUCAGUCUCUCUUUUCAACAACGUAAAGUUAAUCAACCCUCGUUGCCAUGGAGAAGACAUACUCCCUCACGGCCCACUACGAUGAGUUCCAGGAGGUCAAGUAUGGUGGUCGCUAUAGCAGUGGCACCCUUAGCAACGGCAUGAGCCUGCACUUGGGUGGGAGCCUGGACCGUAAUGUUGGGCGGGGCCGAGGCAAAGGGGGUGUGGCUAGUGAUCGGAGUCGGGACCUGAGUGGCAUCAACAGCGGACAGGGACUUCCUCGAUGGAGCCGCAGGGAGAUCUGCCUGCUCUCUGCUCUGGUGUUCGCUGCGGGGAUGUGUGUCAUUCUGGGCAGCAUGCUGGCACUCAAAUACAUCUCCCUGGACUUCCAGCAGGAGGCGCACUGCAGACAGGACUGCCAGAAGAAACGCUCGUUAGUCCGAGCUGCACGCUUCGUCCAGGCCAACAUCGACCCCACCAUCCAGCCCUGCCAGGACUUCUACAGCUUUGCCUGCGGUGGCUGGCUACGACGCCAUGGCAUCCCAGAGGACAAGCUGAGCUACGGCAUCAUCACCGCCAUCGGAGAGCACAACGAGGAGAAGCUACGACGCCUCCUACUGGAGCCCGUGCGCCGGCACACCGUAGACUCGGCUGAACGCAAGGUGAAAGAGUUCUACCGCUCCUGUGUGAACAUCCAGGAGAUUGACAAGCUGGGGUCGGGGCCCAUGACAGAGGUGAUUGACAGCUGUGGCGGGUGGGACCUGGUUGGAGUGCCCUCUGGUGGUGCGGGGUGGGAGAGCAGUACUGCACCAGCCAGACCAGACUUUGAUGAGCUGCUCUAUAGGACCCAGGGGGUGUACAGCACAGCUGUCUUCUUCUCUCUCACUGUCAACGUAGACGAUAAGAACUCCUCACGCAACGCUAUCAGGAUUGAUCAGGAGGGGCUCACACUGCCUGAGAGGACUCUGUACCUGGGGCAGGAUGAGGACAGUGUGAAGAUCCUGGCAGCUUACAAGGCCCUGAUGGAGCGUCUGCUAAGCAUGCUGGGAGCUCACAAUGCCACUCAGAAGUCCAAAGAGAUCCUACACCUGGAAACACGCCUGGCCAGCAUCACUGUGUCUGAGUAUGAUGAACAGAGAAAGGACAUCAGCAUUAUGUACAACCGCAUCACCCUGAGAAAACUACAGCACAUCGCUCCCAGUCUGCACUGGAAACGUUUGUUGGACAGAAUCUUCCAUGAUAACUUCUCUGAGGAUGAAGAGAUUGUGGUGUUGGCUACUGACUACAUGGAGAAAGUCUCAGAGAUCAUCAAUACCACCUCCAAAAGGGUUCUCCAUAACUACAUGCUGUGGCGGAUUGUAGCAGCUCUCAGUGAACACCUGUCCACGGCGUUCCGAAGUACCAUCCAUGAGUUUUCCCGGGAGAUUGAUGGUACGGAGCGUCAGCUGGAGCUGGGGAUGCUGUGUCUCACCCAGGCUAACAAACACUUUGGCAUGGCCCUGGGAGCACUCUUCGUCAAGCAACACUUCUCCUCUCACAGCAGAGCCAAGGUACAGGAGCUGGUAGAGGACAUAAAGCACUCACUGGACCUCCGGCUGCAAGAGCUGGACUGGAUGGAUGAGGUGACCAAGGAGGCAGCUAGGGCCAAGCUGCAGCAUAUGAUGGUGAUGACAGGCUAUCCAGACUUCCUCCUCAAACCAGAGCUCAUAGACCAGGAGUACGGGUUUGAUGUGGAUGAAAAUACCUAUUUCAAAAACAUCCUCAACAGCAUCAAGUUCAACAUCAAGAUGUCUGUCAAGAAGAUCCACAAGCAGGUGGACAAGACUGCGUGGCUCCUUCCCCCUCAGGCCCUCAAUGCCUACUAUCUCCCAAACAAGAAUCAAAUGGUAUUUCCCGCUGGAAUCCUUCAGCCCACGCUGUACGACCCUGAGUUUCCACAAUCUCUGAACUAUGGAGGAAUAGGAGCCAUCAUUGGUCAUGAGCUGACACAUGGAUAUGAUGACUGGGGGGGCCAGUAUGAUCGCUAUGGCAACCUGAAGCAGUGGUGGACGGAGGAGUCAUACAAGAAGUUUCAGAAGAAAGCAGAGUGCAUCGUCAAACUCUACGACAACUUCACGGUCUACAACCAGCGGGUGAAUGGCCGUCUGACUCUGGGGGAGAAUAUAGCAGAUAUGGGAGGCCUUAAACUGUCUUACUUUGCAUAUCAGAAGUGGAUCAGAGAACAUGGUCCAGAAAGACCUCUCCCUGGACUCAAAUACACACAUGAACAACUACUCUUCAUCGCCUUCGCACAGAACUGGUGUAUGAAGAGACGGUCUCAGUCCAUAUACCUGCAGCUACUGACUGACAAGCACGCACCAGAGCAUUACAGGGUGAUUGGCAGCGUGUCCCAGUUUGAUGAGUUUGCCCGAGUGUUCCACUGUCCAAAGGGUUCCCCCAUGCACCCUGUCGACAAAUGUUCUGUAUGGUGACCCCUCAAACAC
This is a messenger RNA of Oncorhynchus masou masou (cherry salmon), 3339 nucleotides long. RefSeq names its product endothelin-converting enzyme-like 1. The coding region runs from base 925 to 3327 and encodes 800 amino acids. Gene Ontology annotation, cellular component: plasma membrane. Lineage: Eukaryota; Metazoa; Chordata; Actinopteri; Salmoniformes; Salmonidae. Gene Ontology annotation, biological process: protein processing. The record is from RefSeq and is a predicted model, not a curated record. Gene Ontology annotation, molecular function: metalloendopeptidase activity. The transcript has 18 exons.